Lottia gigantea (owl limpet) is the source of this 1068-nucleotide messenger RNA. RefSeq lists its product as hypothetical. Lineage: Eukaryota; Metazoa; Mollusca; Gastropoda; Lottiidae. The coding region runs from base 1 to 1026 and encodes 341 amino acids. The record is from RefSeq and is a predicted model, not a curated record. The transcript has 8 exons.
AUGUUGAACACCAAGGUCUGCAUAUUAAGAUGGGUACGUCAGAAUUUAGCUGCCUGGAUUAAUAAGUUAGAGUGUAAUGGUAAUGUAGAAAAGCAACAUGAAUUUAAAAAGAAAUUUAUUCACAAUUUAAAAACAUCAGCCAUCGCCAUAGAAACAGAUAAAGCCAAUGAACAACAUUACGAAGUUCCAACAGAAUUUUACCUCACUGCGCUGGGGAAAAGAUUAAAAUACAGUGGUUGUUACUAUCCAGAAGGUGUAACUGAUUUAGAUCAAGCUGAAGAAAUUACAUUAAAACAGUAUUGUGAACGGGCCAAGAUAGAAGAUGGUCAAACUGUGUUGGAUUUGGGUUGUGGCUGGGGAUCAUUUGGUCUAUAUGUAUGUGAGAAGUAUCCAAGAUGUCAUGUGACUUGUGUGUCCAAUUCCAGUACCCAGAGAGAGUAUAUCGUACAGGAGGGUGUAAAGAGAGGUUAUGGAGAUCGUCUAGAAUGCAUUACUAAUGAUGCUAAUUAUUUCAACACAGCUAAAAGAUUUGAUAGAAUAGUUUCUAUUGAGAUGUUUGAGCAUAUGAAGAAUUAUGAGUUGUUAUUCCAAAGAGUGUCCACAUGGUUAAAACCAGCUGGGUUGUUAUUUAUACAGAUAUUAUGUCAUAAGCAACAUGCGUAUAAUUUUGAUACCAAGAAGGGUUCUGACACAGAAUGGAUGGCGAAGAAUUUUUUCUCUGGUGGGACAAUGCCCUCUGUUGAUUUAUUUCUUUAUUUUCAAAAUAACGUGUCAAUAGUAGAAAAUUGGAUUAUAAAUGGAACUCAUUAUUCCAAGACUCUAGAAGCCUGGCUAGAAAAGAUGGAUGCCAACAAAACAAAAGUGAAAGAAAUUUUUACUAAAGGUUAUGGAGAGGAGGCAAAGAAACAGAUUUUUAAUUUUAGACUUUUUUUUAUUUUUUGUUCGGAAGUAUUUGGAUAUAGAGAUGGCAAUGAAUGGUUGGUUGCUCAAUAUUUGUUUAAGAAAAAAAUUCCAAGUGCUCUUUGAAUAUGUAAAGGCAGCUAUGUUGAAUAAAAUUUGUUAAUUAUU